Messenger RNA from Pseudoliparis swirei, 2004 nucleotides. RefSeq names its product cornifelin-like. NCBI's taxonomy places the organism in Eukaryota, Metazoa, Chordata, Actinopteri, Perciformes, Liparidae. Gene Ontology annotation, cellular component: cornified envelope. Bases 1303 to 1650 code for a protein of 115 amino acids. The transcript is spliced from 4 exons. The record is from RefSeq and is a predicted model, not a curated record.
AUUGGGUUUAUGUGAACAAAACAAAUAAGGUUUCCACUCAAUUUACUUUAAUUAAGUAAAGUAGAGGACUAAAAUAACCAGAGUAUUGAGGAAAACGUGCUUUCCUCUAUUUUCUCUUUAUGGGUCAAUCACAUCUCUAGUAUUUUUCCAUCAGCUGUCAAAGGCAAAAUUCCUGUUGCUUCAACAUUUAUCAAACCAAUACAUCACUGAGGUAUGUUACCAACAAGUGAUUGCAGAAUGUGAAAUAAUACACAAUUCAAAUCGUUAUACUUCUCCCUGUUUCCGAACUGGCGUGGCCUGUUUCUGCAGGCAUUGUGCAGAAUGUGAGUUCACGUCAUACCAACAGUCUGCAUCGACUGAACUAGCCUUAACACAAAAUUGCUUAAAUAACGAAGGCAUUUCAGAAGCUUACAAGGUAAACAUGUUGGCUGACUGCCAGAGAGAUGUUAUUAUUAUUAUUGCAAUGUGUCUCUUAUUUUGUCCAAAUCCAUUUGAACAUUUUAGUCAAUCGGAACCUUUUUGCGGCUGCAGGAAGUUGUGUGGUGGUUCAAGUCUUGAGUAAACCCAUCCCUUCUUUUUGCAAACUGCAGUGGUGACAUCGAAUAGGAUUGACGGCGUACACUCUGUGACGACGGGGACAGAAUGUGUUUGUGGUCGCCGUAUGACGGCACGGUGCGAAAGUAUCGACUGAACUGUGCUGAUCUAACGUGAGAUUGGAAACCCGUUUCAGUCGAAGGCUUCGCCUCUAGAGCUGCACGUCCUUGUGAUUACACCCUCAACCAGAGGCUUUACGAGAACCGCUGCCGUGCUUUUGAGACCGGAGAUCGUUGUCAUCCUCAGAAACAGCAGUGAGUCUGCACACCGGUAUUUCACAGCUUCCUGUGUGGUGUGCAUCUUGUCAGUUCGAGCAAGAGGACUUCACACCAACACACUCUUCUGGUAAGUGACACCUUUUUUAGUGUUCCUCUCGCAGUGGAUCCACUUAAGAAUUGACUUAAGGAAGUUCAACUGUGGCUAAUAAACCACGUUUACACAUUUUUCAACUUUAGGACUUCUGCAUACCUAAUGCACUCAUUCUGGCAGCAGCAAUACCCGAUAGCCCAGGCUGGCACGUGUUCUUUUGUAGUGAAGUAGCACAGACGGCGAACCCUCUCGUAUCAUUCUUUUUUUUUCAAGAAAAGUAUUUCAAGUUUGAAACUCAAAUACCAAAGCUAAAUAUGUUCUGAGCAUCAUAACUCACUGAGCUGUUGAAGCAUUUUCCAAUGCUUCACAAUCAAGAAUCAGAUCCAGUAAUAGAGAGUAAUGUCGAACCCAGUGGUCACCAACCAGCCAGGCGCAGGCAGCUAUGGGACCAACGUCCAAACAGGAGAGUGGAGCACAGGCCUGUGCUCCUGCAGCUCUGACUGUUUUGUCUGUGCUCUCGGUUGCUUCUUCCCGGCUGUAUUGAGCUGCUACACGGCGAAUAAGUAUGGAGAAAGCUGCUGCUUGGGUUGUGUGCCAGGAGGCACGGCCGCCCUGAGGACUCAUAUGAGACUGACCUAUGGUAUUCAAGGAACAAUAACCAAUGAUGCCUUGAUGACCUUUUUCUGCGGGUGGUGCGAGCUGUGCAGGAUGGCGCGAGAAAUCCACAUCAGGAAUGGAGAAAUGUAAUCAUAAGAAGACAAAGGAUUCUGGCCCACAUUAUACAGUGUUUUCCUUUUGGUGAUGAUGUGGAGAUAGAUAGUUUGUUCUUAUAGCGGGCCUGGCUUUCAUGCUCGAUGCAAAUAAGGAAGGGCUAAUGAACAAUGUGUUUGAGUUCAUCAAUUGUAAUAUUUUAGCUGUAGCCUGAUGUGUGUCUGUCUAACUACAUGACAAAGUGCUUGUACGGAUCUGCAUUACUGUAAAUAAACUGCAUUAUUCAAUCACUCAUGACUAAUUACAUUUAAACAUGGGCCAUUUUGUACAACCCUGUCAAUAAAGAUAUAUGUUCUGACUUAUGUUGGUCAAGACAGUGGUUCCAAAAGU